UCUGCCUCCCCUUCCGCCAUGGAUCAACGCAGACCGGGAGGAAUCCCUUCGCGCGUGAAACCUUGCAGUUGUCGGAGGGGUGUUUAGCUUGGCAGCGUCAAGCCCUUUCCACCACAUGCCGGCUCCCAUGACGUCAAGGUACCAGCGUCGCCUGUGGCGCUACGUUGAUUCCAGCCGCCGCCGCAAGCUGCGCAGGCUUCUGCAGCAUCACGGGGAAGCCUUGGACUUGGGCGAGGUGGCCGGGCGCAAGCUCCGAACGCCCCUUCACCGAUGCUGUGCCAGGAAGGACCACAAAACUGCAAUCCUCUUGCUGAAGCAUGGAGCAGACCCUUCCGUUCCAGACUGGCGUGGGGACACGGCUUUGCAUGUGGCUGCCCGACAGGUGGCCCGCAAGGGAGGCACGGUCUACGAAGACCUGUUUUCACCCUUGCGAAACCGUUGCCCCUCUGCAAUGAGCAUCAGGAACAGAGAUGGGAAGACACCAGGAGAACUCCUGAGGGAAGAGGAAGAGAAAUGGUGCUCUCAGGAGGCAUCGGAGGAAGACAAGGCAGAGGGCGACGCAGAGAGGGAGUGGCGCCAGAAACUCCUUGGCGAAUGGGAGGACGAGUACCAGGAGAUGGGCUGGCAAUACGAAGAGGAUUUCUACACCACUGGCCCAGACACGGAAACCUACGAGGACUGGGCUGACCGCAUCGCUCAAGAAUACAGGCAGAGGCGCAGCCGGGACGAGGAACGCCUUCGCCAGAGGCCUAAAGCAGAGCCACAGAAGACUCCCCUUAAGUUGGGGAGCCUCCGUGAGGAGGAACACCUGCUCUACGAAAAGCGGGCCCGAGCCAAGGAAAAGGAACUGAGGGAAGCCAAGAGGCUGCGCUACGAGGAAGGCUGCAGCCAGGUCUUCUCUGCCGACGGUUCGCGCCUUUUGAGAUACGUGGACAUUCCCUGGCCGUGCCCGGCCGGGACGCCAGAGGAGAUGGCUGCCGUGGCGCUCCAUGGCAUGGACCCCUCUGACAGAGCGGCUUACCGGCGCUUCCUGCGGCGCCAGCAGGCCCUCUGGCACCCGGACAAGUUUGCCCAACGCUGUGGUGCGCGCUUGGCAGAGCAGGAUCGCUGCCGGAUAUUGGACACUGUCACGGCGCUCUCCCAAGCGUUCAACCGGCUAGCAGAAGCUUGCAAAUAACUCACUCGCUCUCUCCUUGGCUGUCUGUGAAUAAAGGGUUGGUUUUCUUUUUGCCUUUUUGAAGAGGACGGAAUUGUGCUGGAUUGCGUUUCGGGCAGCAAGGGCUUCUUGCCUUUUCCCCCUACCCUGUUCAAGAUGUCAAAUGAAGUGGUUUCUCGGCAAGCCUCUUGGGAGUCUUUCCAGAGAAGCACAGAGAUAAGUGGUCUUUUCUCUUCUUGAAAGGAACCCCCUUGGAGACCAAAGCUAGUUAAGAAUUGUCACCCUCUGGAUGUUUUUGGAGCUGUAGUCCAGAACAUCAGGAGGGCGCCAAGUUGGCAAAGGCUGGUUUUCAAAGUGUCAGGUGUAACUUCAGCGUGAACACAGCAGAGUUUGCGCAGGUUUUUCCGGAAGCUUCUGGCGGUAACUUAAAUGACUAGACGUCUGGACACAGAGUAAAACUAUAUACAGGAUUUAUUAAAAUAAAGAAAAUCCAGAGUUUCUAUGUACAGCUUUAGAACUCAAAACAAAGUAAAAUAAAUCCUUUCCUCUCUGUCUCUCUCUCAACCGAUACAGCACCUCUCCUCCUACACUGACCACACUCACCACACCACGUACUGUGCUAGCUUUCUCUGAUAACAGGUCUCGGUGCUGAUCCCAACCAAUGAGAGCGCAGUUACUAAGGCAGAAGUAGACCUUGGCUUUCUGCCCAGUGUUAAUUGCUUGUCCUAGAGUUGAUUGUGUGAAGAAGCAAUCUGAUGGUUUCUCACGCUACUAAUUUAGCAAAACCCGAACAUUUCAUGCCCUCUUUGUUCCUUUGCAGGGUUAAUAAUGUCUGUUUGCGGAUUUGUCAUAGCAAAUGCAACCCUACAAACUAAAACAAAAAACAACUAGGCAAGGCUGAAAGAGAGCAGCCAAAACAACAGCACAGACACAGACAGACAGACAGACAGACAGACAGACACACACACACACACACACACACACACACGUGUGUUCUGCUUGCGUGCGACGCUGGGAAAUAAUUAAAUAAUUCUAAUUCAGACCCAGAAAU
This is a messenger RNA of Zootoca vivipara (common lizard), 2207 nucleotides long. It is a transcript of the gene NFKBIL1, whose product is annotated as NFKB inhibitor like 1. Gene Ontology annotation, biological process: negative regulation of toll-like receptor signaling pathway; negative regulation of canonical NF-kappaB signal transduction. Lineage: Eukaryota; Metazoa; Chordata; Lepidosauria; Squamata; Lacertidae. Gene Ontology annotation, molecular function: protein binding. The record is from RefSeq and is a predicted model, not a curated record. Gene Ontology annotation, cellular component: nucleus.